This is a messenger RNA of Corvus hawaiiensis (hawaiian crow), 1377 nucleotides long. It is a transcript of the gene SRXN1, whose product is annotated as sulfiredoxin 1. Lineage: Eukaryota; Metazoa; Chordata; Aves; Passeriformes; Corvidae. Gene Ontology annotation, biological process: cellular response to oxidative stress. The record is from RefSeq and is a predicted model, not a curated record. Gene Ontology annotation, cellular component: cytoplasm. Gene Ontology annotation, molecular function: sulfiredoxin activity.
CUCCCGGGGACAGGAUGGGGAUCCCCAGCACACAGGGUGGGGGGCUCAGCUGCCGCGUGCCCGUGGGUGUCCCAAGGGAAAGAGGAGCUGAGGGCAGCCCUGACCGCAGGCUCUCCGGAGCGGGCAGCGGGCCAGCCGGCUCUGGCACCCGGGCCGGAAGUCUGUCCUGCCCCUUCACUGUGACUCUGCAAAACCGUGGGGCGGCGACAGUGACGAUGACGAUGUCUGGGCCAGGAGGAAGCAGAGGGGCCCGGCUGGGCGCUGCACUGCUCGGGGCAGAGCGGAGGGCUCGGCUGAGCAGGACAGAGGAAGCAAGGCCGGCCGCCACAGCCAUGGCUGAGGCCGAAGGCAGAAGCAUCCAUACACAGCACAUCUCGGCCGUGCACAACGUGCCCAUGCGUGUCCUCAUCCGGCCCAUCCCGGCAGAGCUGGAGCCCGGAAAGGUGCAGAGCCUGAUGGAGACCCUGCAGGAGGAUCCCGAGCGGGUGCCCCCCAUCGACGUGCUCUGGAUCAAAGGCAGUGAGGGUGGCGAUUACUUCUACUCCUUCGGGGGCUGCCACCGCUUCGCUGCCCACCAGGCACUCCGCCGGGAGACCAUCCCCGCCAAGAUCAUCCCCUCCACCCUCAGCGACCUCCGUACCUACCUCGGCUCCUCCACGCCCCACCUGCGCUAGCCCAGCACCCCGAGGAUGCCCAGCAGCCCGCUCUGUCUGUGUUGGUUCUGACCCGUGAGCGCCUGGUGAAGAUGUGGUCGGGGUCCCCAGCCCUGGGGAGUCCCCAGGGUCCCUCCAGCCGGGAUGGGUCAAGGUCCCCCAGCCUUGGAGAGUCCCCAGGGUCCCUCCAGCCGGGAUGGGUCAGGCUCUCGCCGGUACCGGGAAGCGCCCGGCUGGGCCGGCAGGUGGCGCUAUUGUGCCGCGCUGCGCCGCCCGGCGCGGCCGCGGGGUCCGGGACGGGACGGGAUGAACCGGGACGGGAUGAACCGGGACGGGAUGAACCGGUUGGGGUGAGAAGAACCGGGGCACGGCUCCAUCGGGAAUAGCUGAACCGUGGUGGAACAGGCUGAACCGGGGCACGGCUCAACCGGGAAUAGCUGAACCGGGAUGGAACGGGCUUAACCGGGGCAUGGCUCAAGCGGGAAUGGCUGAACCGGAGCACACUGGAACUGGGACAAGUCACAGCUCAUUCGGGGCAUAGCUGAACCGGGAAGGGGUACAGAAGAACCGGGACACAACAGAAGCAGCACACAGCCGUACCGGGAAGAGGCACAGCCGACCCGGCAUGGCCAGUCCCCAGCCCUCCCUCAGCGACUCUGGACCUCCAAAAUCCUGUGGGGGGGACACCCGCUGCUGCACCUGGAAUAAAGGUGUUCAAAACUCC